AUGGAAUUCAUCGCCAAGUAUCCUCCGCUGCUGGCGAUUGGAAACACGCCUAUGGUCAAGAUUGACGCCGAUUUGGACAUCGGCGAUGCGGAGAUACACGUGAAGUACGAGCACCUGAACCCGGGCGGCUCCAUCAAGGACAGGCCCGUGCUCCGGAUGUUGGGUGAGGCUAUCCUUUCAGGCGAGUUGACGAAGGAGAAGUCCAUUAUAGACGCGACUUCGGGCAAUGCGGGCAUAGCCUACGCGAUGAUUGGCGCGGUGCUGGGCUACAAGGUUACGCUGGUGAUGCCGGAGAACGCGAGCGAAGAGCGCAAGAAGCGCCUCAUCGCGCACGGCGCGGAGAUUAUAUUCACCGACCCAUGCUGGGCUACGACGAGGCGCUGUACGAGCGACCAGUACAGCAACCCGAACAACCCACAGGCGCACUACGACACCACGGCCGAGGAGAUUCUGCGGCAGGCGCCGAACAUAACGCACUUCGUCGGCGGCGUAGGCACAGGCGGCACCAUAUCGGGCGUCGGACGGCGGCUGAAGGAGCACAACCCGGACAUCAAGGUCAUCAGCAUCGACCCGCCUGAGUGGCCUGGCGUGGAAGGGCUGAAGCCGCUGAGCGCGGGGCACAUCAUCCCCGACACCUUCGACUCUUCGGUAGUGGACGAGAUGCUUGAAAUCGAUGUAGAUGCCUCUUACGAGAUGUCGCACAAGCUGUCGGCCAUCGGCCUGUUUGCGGGGCAAUCGUCGGGCGCUUAUGUGCAGGGCGCAUACGAGAUUGCGCGACGCGACCGCAGCGGGCAAAUCGUAACCAUCUUCAACGACAUCGGCGAGCGCUACUUCAGCACCGGCAUGUGGGGGUAG
Geodia barretti is the source of this 855-nucleotide messenger RNA. The record is from the annotation of a GenBank genome assembly. Lineage: Eukaryota; Metazoa; Porifera; Demospongiae; Tetractinellida; Geodiidae.